Messenger RNA from Jaculus jaculus (lesser Egyptian jerboa), 3269 nucleotides. It is a transcript of the gene Lrrtm4, whose product is annotated as leucine rich repeat transmembrane neuronal 4. Lineage: Eukaryota; Metazoa; Chordata; Mammalia; Rodentia; Dipodidae. Gene Ontology annotation, molecular function: protein binding. Gene Ontology annotation, cellular component: plasma membrane. Bases 683 to 2455 code for a protein of 590 amino acids. The record is from RefSeq and is a predicted model, not a curated record. The transcript has 3 exons.
ACAAACUCAAGCAUUAGCACCAACAAGCUGCGAGCAUCAUCAGUCUCUGGAAAGCCUUCUGAAUUAGACAAGGGCUGCCUCUCAGCACAGCUACAAAACACUUUAAACCUGACCAGCUAAAUGGAUAAACCUAGCCCGCAUAGCUUUUAAACUGGGGUCUCCUACAGCACAGGAGGCCUCCUUUCUUCAAGAACUGAAAAUCCUGAGGAUGAAUUGCUUUAUCUGGGAAUGGCAAAAGCCAGCACAAUAAGGAAUGCCAGGUAUUCUGAAGAUUUUCUUUUCCUCCUCUCUUUUUGCAGAGAAGUUGGUUAUCUCCGAGAUGGGCUGUAGCUCUUUUCACAGAUUGCCAAUUACUGCUGAUGGGUCUCUAGUGAAUUACACAAUGGUCCUCAGAACCUAAAGGCCCUCCCCUCUCGGCCCCCUUCCCAACAGCUUCCUCUUUUCUGCCCCUCCAUCCCACCCGUGCUCUUUUUUUUUAUUUUUUUAAGUACAAUUAUACAUAUAUGCGUAUUAUUUUUGCCUGUCCUCUCGGGGAAGUUUGUAUGGAGCUACAGGCUCACAUGCGGGAUCAGAACGGUGUGAAUGACAGCCGCACUGUGUCAUGAAGGUGGUGGCAGUUUCUGCACAAGAGCCCAAAUAAGAAGAAAGCUGAGAGGGGGGCAACGUUUUUGGAUGACAAAGGAUGGGUUUCCAUUUAAUUACCCGGAUGAGAGGCAUGAAUGUGAUUCCGGUGCUCCUCCCCACCCUGCUGCUGGUUAUGCUCACAGGGGCGCAGAGAGCUUGCCCCAGACACUGCAGAUGCGAUGGGAAAAUUGUGUACUGUGAGUCCCAUGCUUUCGCAGACAUCCCUGAGAACAUUUCUGGAGGGUCCCAAGGUUUAUCAUUAAGGUUCAACAGCAUUCAGAAGCUCAAAUCCAAUCAGUUUGCUGGCCUUAACCAGCUUAUAUGGCUUUAUCUGGACCAUAAUUACAUUAGCUCAGUGGAUGAAGAAGCGUUUCAAGGCAUCCGCAGACUGAAAGAAUUAAUUCUGAGCUCCAACAAAAUUACCUAUUUGCACAAUAAAACAUUUCACCCGGUCCCCAAUCUUCGCAAUCUGGACCUCUCCUACAAUAAACUCCAGACAUUGCAAUCUGAACAAUUUAAAGGCCUUCGGAAACUCAUCAUUUUGCACUUGAGAUCCAAUUCCCUGAAGACUGUGCCCAUAAGAGUUUUUCAAGACUGCCGGAACCUUGACUUUCUGGAUUUGGGUUACAACCGUCUUAGAAGUUUAUCACGAAAUGCUUUUGCCGGCCUUCUGAAACUGAAGGAGCUACAUUUGGAGCACAACCAGUUUUCCAAGAUCAACUUUGCUCAUUUUCCGCGUCUCUUCAACCUUCGUUCCAUCUACUUACAGUGGAACAGGAUUCGCUCCAUUAGCCAAGGUUUGACGUGGACUUGGAGUUCCUUACACAACUUGGAUUUAUCAGGGAAUGAUAUCCAAGGAAUUGAACCCGGUACAUUUAAAUGCCUUCCCAAUUUGCAGAAAUUGAAUUUGGAUUCCAACAAGCUUACAAACAUCUCCCAGGAAACUGUCAAUGCAUGGAUAUCAUUAAUAUCCAUUACCUUGUCUGGAAAUAUGUGGGAAUGCAGUCGGAGCAUUUGUCCUCUGUUUUAUUGGCUAAAGAAUUUCAAAGGAACUAAGGAGAGUACCAUGAUAUGUGCAGGACCUAAACAUAUCCAGGGUGAGAAGGUUACUGACGCAGUGGAAACCUACAGCAUCUGUUCUGAGGGCCAGGUGGUCAAUACAGAAAGGUCACAACUGGCCCCCCAAACUCCCCAGAAGCCCCUGGUUCUCCCUAAUCCUACCAUCUUGAAACCCAAUGCCAUGCAACCUACUCUGGAAACAGCCAGCCCUUCCCCAGGCUUCCAGAUUCCUGGCACAGAGCAAGAGUAUGAGCAUGUUUCAUUUCACAAAAUCAUUGCAGGGAGUGUGGCUCUGUUUCUCUCAGUGGCCAUGAUCCUUUUGGUCAUCUAUGUAUCAUGGAAACGCUACCCAGCCAGCAUGAAACAACUCCAACAGCAUUCUCUCAUGAAGAGGCGGCGGAAAAAGGCAAGAGAGUCGGAAAGACAAAUGAAUUCCCCUUUACAGGAGUAUUAUGUGGACUACAAGCCUACAAACUCUGAGACCAUGGAUAUAUCGGUUAAUGGAUCUGGACCCUGCACAUAUACCAUCUCUGGCUCCAGGGAAUGUGAGAUACCACACCACGUGAAGCCACUGCCAUACUACAGCUAUGAACAGCCAGUGAUCGGGUACUGCCAGGCCCACCAGCCACUGCACAUCAACAAGGCAUAUGACACAGUGUCCCCAGAGCAGGAUGACAGCCCCAGCCUGGAGCUUGGGCGAGACCAUGGCUUCAUCGCUACCAUAGCCCGGUCAGCAGCACCAGCCAUUUAUCUGGAGAGAAUAACAAAUUAAGUAUGAAGCCAACACCUUGUACGGAGAGGAGAGUGGAUGUCCAGCAUCCUGCAACCAAGCAAGCUCAUUGUUCCUAUAAAAAAGUUUACAGCAUAGAUAAAAUUUGAACUCAUACUGCUGAAAGAGAGGGUAGAUGACGCACCCAUGGUACCUGGGAGAACAUGGAACGUUCUUUGCUUUAAACCAUAAGACAACACAAAUGCUCCCAAUGUAAAUAGAGUGUCAAGUUCUUAUAAAACUAGAUUUUACCCUAGCUAUCUAUAGGUUUGUUUGUAUAUUUGACUUUUCUACAGUGCAUGGGUCCUGGGCUGGGAGAACCACAGGGGUGGAUGGGAAGUUGGGAUAAAAUAGUUUUCCUUGUAAGGUGUGUGUAAAACUCACAGACUUUACUUUCAAUUGCUUUCAUUUUAUUUUUCACCUAAAAUACUGUUGUUUAUUCUUUUGGUUUAUUUAUUUUUUAAAUUAUCCUGGUCAAUUGAUGGUCUCUAAUUCUAAACAUAGAUAUUAAAACUUAUGUGGUACCAAAAGAAAAUCUGCUUUUGCACGAAUCCCAAUCAAGGAAAGAAGUUUGGUCACAAAUUUGAUGAUUUGAUGAAACUACUGAAAUAAGAACUCAACCCACAGAGGUGAAAGCUCCAGUAAGGCAUGGGUUGUAGGUGAUAUUCGGAGUUUUUGUUUGUUUGUUUUUCCCCUAUUGGCAGCCCUCACUGUAGGAAGUUUGAGAAGACCUGUGAAGAUGGGGAAAGGACAAAACCCUCACUGUGAGGAGGGUCUUAAGAACAAUGUUCAUGUGAUGAGUGGAUAUAACUGCCAG